Molecule: messenger RNA, 2385 nt
Organism: Leptidea sinapis
Lineage: Eukaryota; Metazoa; Arthropoda; Insecta; Lepidoptera; Pieridae
Gene: Gen
Product: flap endonuclease GEN
Exons: 11
Coding region: 178-2325 (715 amino acids)
Molecular function (GO): 5'-flap endonuclease activity; four-way junction DNA binding
Source: RefSeq, a predicted model, not a curated record
AACUAUUUAAUUUCAAAACGUCGCGCUCUUUGUCAAUAUUGUGUUAUUGUUAUAUUAUUAUUUAUUACUUAAUCAGGAUUCAGAUUUAAAAUAUUCUUUAAUUAUAUUUAUAUACCCGAUUCCUUACUAUUGGUUGCUGGAGAAAAUUUAAAAACUUGUUUAUAACAAUACAAUGAUAUGGGAAUCAAGGGAUUAUGGAGCGUUUUAUCUCCUUUCUGCGAGAAAAAAUCCCUUCACGAGAUAAGAGGAGAAACUGUUGCCGUUGAUCUUUCCGGUUGGGUCUGUGACAGCCAAAACGUAACUGAUUAUUAUAUUCAACCGAAAUUAUACUUAAGGAACCUUUUCUUCAGGACAGUAUAUCUAUUACUGGCUGAUAUCACUCCAGUGUUUGUUCUUGAAGGUGAUGCUCCAGAACUGAAACAGGAUGUCAUGGCUUCUAGGAAUGCUAUUCAGUUUCGAGGGGCAGCUCCUAAAUCUGACACAGCCAAAAGCAAGGCGCCGAGUGUAACUAGGGCAAGAUUUAAAGGUGUCUUGAAAGAAUGUGAAAACCUCUUACGGAGUAUGGGUGUAAGGUGUGUUAAAGGAUCUGGCGAGGCAGAGGCCACAUGUGCCAGGCUCAAUGCUAAGGGGCUCGUGGAUGCAGUAAUAUCUCAGGACUCUGAUUGUUUCGCGUACGGCGCCCGGCGCGUAUAUCGUAACUUUAGCGUGUCGAGUUCAGCUGGUGGAGGAGCGAUGCAGGGCUCCGUAGACCUCUACGACGCUGAGAAGAUGUUCCAAACUAAUGGCUUUGGACGUAAAAAGAUGAUUGCGCUGGCACUUCUUUGUGGCUGCGACUAUGGAGUCGGUGCGUGUGGUACUUCAAUAAAUACAGUUUUGUCAUUUUUACACACGAUUCCAGAUAGUAUUAUCAUAUCAAGGUUGUUGUCCUGGGUGACAGACACCAAGGAGUACACGGAGCAGGAACGUUGGGUGUCGCAACCGGGAAGGUGCGAUCGGUGUGGGCACGUUGGACGCACUCAUCUCAAGAACGGCUGUCCCGUGUGUGCUUCGCAUCGUGGUUGCAAUGACUUAGGGCACAAGGCUAGAGUUGCCGAAACAAAACGGGAGCUGUCUCUCCGCAAGCGGGCGCUAUCGUGCGGAAUGCCGUUCCCCGAACCGAAAGUUAUGAAGGAAUUCCUCGAUGCAACUGAAGACGACGUGGACCUAGACGCGGCCAUUCCGCAGCCCAGUUUAAUUCAAUUUGUGAAAAUAAUGUCUGGAAAAUUGGAUUGGACGGAACGCUAUUGCGUAGAGAAAUUCUUACCAGUAUUGACAAAAUGGCACCUGCAAGAUGACGUACCUCGUAGAACUAUUCGGCCCGAGAAGAUUAUAAAAAAGAGAAAUCCUAGAGGGGUUCCUAGCUAUGAGGUGGUUUGGACUGAUAUUAGCAGUCAAUAUGGGGCACUAGUUCCAGAUGAGCAAUUAAACGAUGGAGAAGAUAUGUCGGCUGUUUGGACAACAACUGAAAGGCAAGACUUGAUAAAGAAAUAUUUUCCAGAUAUUGUGGAAGUUUUUGAAGUCUCUACUAGAAAACCUCCAAAAGAAAAGAAAGCACGAGGCCGAAAAAAACGAGAAGAAAAUAUAACUGCUGACAAAAAUACAGAAGGAAAUAAGCCGAAAAGAAAAUACACAAGAAAGCCUAAAACACAAAUCGAUUUAUUGGUUGAUGAUUUGAAUAAGUCCAUGAAAGAUUUAAGCAUAACGAAAUCUGAAUUGAACAAUAGUAAAGGAAAUGUCAGUGUCUCUAUCAAUAGAUUGAAGAGGAAGAUAAAAGAUUCCAAAAAAGGGACAAUAGUGAAUUACUUGACGAAGAAGCGUCGACAGACAAUAUCAAAAUCAAUUAACCGUAGUGUGAAAAAAGUCGGGUCCGAUGAACUUUCCUCAAAUGAUAAAGAGAAUAAUAAAAAUCUACUAAGUAUGCUUGAUAUGAGUGUUCCUGAAUCAGAAAGUGACUUAUCUGAUUUAGUUGAUAAUAUAGUAAAUACAGCGCCAGCAUUCACAACAGCAAAACUGAAUAGCAAUCUCAUCAAGCUUGUCUUUGAAAAUAAAAUGCAAAGGAAGAAAAAGAGCAUUUUGCACGAAAGAUUUAAAAACUGUUCCACUCCGAAGAGUAGUCCUCGUAAAAGUAUUUUGAAUGUUUCAAAACAAAACAGUGUAAAUACGAGUUACUUUUUUGACAAACUGGGUGAUGGUUGUGACGCUUUUGAGAUGUCCUUAGACUAUUCGUGUAAAAGUGCCAUAUUAGAUGAUACAGUUAAUUAUAGUUUACCUGAUGUUGUUUUGUGAUUGUGAAUGAAAUUGUAAUAUUUGUGAUAUAUAAAUGAUUGAAUAAAUAUUCUAGAAAAA